Prosopis cineraria is the source of this 734-nucleotide messenger RNA. RefSeq lists its product as uncharacterized. The transcript is spliced from 2 exons. Bases 24 to 422 code for a protein of 132 amino acids. Lineage: Eukaryota; Viridiplantae; Streptophyta; Magnoliopsida; Fabales; Fabaceae. The record is from RefSeq and is a predicted model, not a curated record.
UCCUAACAAUUCCCUUCGCAUCAAUGUCUCUGUUGGAACCCUCCUCUUCUCAUUCUUCUCCUUCAAUAUCAUCGCCACAGCGGCCGCCGCCCGAAGAAACCAACAUGACGCCGACGCUCAUAUGCACAGCAACAGCAAGCCACCGAAGAACUCAGAUGGUGUCAAAAUCGGUGUCGGAAAGGCUUCUGGGGAAGUUCUUCGAUGCGUCUCAGUUCGAUUUCGAAUACGAGAAGAGUGGGUUGUGGUCCCCUCCCGUCCGACGAAGUGUGUACUUGGCCUCGCCAGCCGGCAACAUCAUCUACUCCGACGACCAACUCUUCAGAAAAGUCAAGAAAGCCAAGAGUGUUUGGAAGAAGAGACGCCUAGUUUGCUUUGACAUUACUGUGCUUUUGUGUGCUCAUCAUGAAGUUGAAGGGAAAUAGAGGAGGAAGGUGAAUAUGGAGGAAAUAUGGCCACACUCUCCUUUUAAGAUAAAAUCACGUGCUCGCGUUGUGUCUCAGGUUAAUAGAUAUAAUGCGAGUGAUCUCAUCUUAAUUCACUUUUGGCUUUGGCUCUUUCCGUGUGUGGGUGCAUGUGGGCGCUACACAACUUUUGAUUUCCAAACGAUGUGGUCCAACCAAAUCAUGAGCUAUCUAUUUAAUAUUAGAAGCCCCACAGAUAUAAUUCAUAUACACCCUACCACCAGUAUGUGAAAUACUGUAUGUUUUGUUUAAGGAAUGAGUUACUUGUAUAAA